This is a messenger RNA of Aspergillus chevalieri, 4029 nucleotides long. RefSeq lists its product as uncharacterized. Gene Ontology annotation, molecular function: 3'-5' DNA helicase activity; biotin binding; nucleic acid binding. Gene Ontology annotation, biological process: double-strand break repair via homologous recombination. The transcript has 2 exons. The coding region runs from base 1 to 4029 and encodes 1342 amino acids. The record is from RefSeq and is a predicted model, not a curated record. Lineage: Eukaryota; Fungi; Ascomycota; Eurotiomycetes; Eurotiales; Aspergillaceae. Gene Ontology annotation, cellular component: cytoplasm; chromosome.
AUGGUGGUGCAGAAGGCACUGUGGUUGGAUCCCCAUGUGGGGGACAUUAUUCAGAUGUGGCAGGCACAGGCUAGCACGGCGAAUGGCACAGUGAAUGGCAUGGUGAAUGGCACUCCGAAUGGCACUCCGAAUGGCACUCCAAAUGGCACACCGGCUAGCCCAAUAGCAUGGCCGUUGGCCAGUGCAGAUGCCCAACUGGCCGAUAUCGAUGAGGGCUGUGAUAGUGCCAGUCCCACACGCUCCACCCCCACCACGGUGCACGAUCGCCCGUCAUUUCAUGACCAUGUGCAGCAGAUGGUCAGCCGCUUCAUGAUCCGUGGCACCCAUGGGCCCAUGCAGACAUUGCUCGACUGGCGCACAUAUGGGUUGAAGAUCCAUUACAAUAGCACGGCGCCGGGCCAUGUGGCGUGGAUGGGAGCCGAUGAGCUGUUGUACAAGGAUCUGCAUUUCACGAUGGGUGAAUUCCGUGGGUUCAUCCACAGGCUGGUUGGGGCCACACGGGAGCUGCUGUGUGAACUAUUAUGUAUUGCCGAUGGUUCCAGCAGCGCCCACACCCCAAGCACCAUGCCGCUGCCCGCCAUCCCGUGGCAGGGCUUGUAUGAUGAUCCCACCCAGGGGCACCCGGGCUGGAACUUUUUGCAUGAUCGCCGGACCCGAGCGCCCCGUGCAGCAGCAAUUCAUGCGCCGGGGGCGAUCCACGGCCCAUUGGUGGCACAGUAUCUGGCCCGGGUGGCCCGGUUCAAGGAGAAACUGGCUGUGGCCAUCCAUAUGACGGCGGGGCAGCCGGCACGGGCCCCCGAGCUGCUCAGUGUGCAGUAUGUCAACACGCCGAACAACCAAUUCCGCAAUGUGUUCAUUGAGGAUGGGAUGGUGACACUGGUGACUGCAUACCACAAGGGCUUCCAUGCGAGCAACGACAGCAAGCUGAUCCACCGGUAUGUGCCACGGGCGGUCGGGGAGUUGGUGGUGUGGUAUAUGUGGCUGGCGAUGCCAUUCAUUGACCAGUUGACAGCGUGGCAGGCCGGCACUGCGCAUGGCACGGUGAAUGGCACAUCGAAUGGUAUGUCAAAUGGCACAUCGAACGGCACAUGGAAUGGUAUGUCGAAUGGCACAUCGAAUGGUAUGUCGAAUGGCACAUCGAACGGCACAUUGAAUGGCACACGAGCCGGCACGGUGAAUGGCACGGUGAAUGGUACAGUGAAUGGCAUGUCGAACGGCACAUCGAACGGCACAUUGAACAGCACAUUGAACAGCACAUGGAAUGGCACACAAGCCGGCACAUUGAAUGGCACACUGAAUGGCACGGCGAACGGCAUACUGAAUGGCACACUGAUUGGCACACAAGCCGGCACGGCGAAUGGCACACGAGCCAGCACGGUGAAUGGCACAUCAAACAGCACAUUGAACGGCACAUGGAAUGGCACACGAGCCGGCACGGUCAAUGGCACACUGAAUGGCAGGGCGAACGGCACACUGAAUGGCACAUCAAACGGCACAGCAAAUGGCAUAUCAAACGACACACUGAAUGGCACAUCGAACAGCACAUUGAAUGGCACACGAGCCGGCACGGUGAAUGGCACGGUGAAUGGUACAGUGAAUGGCAUGUCGAACGGCACAUCGAACGGCACAUUGAACAGCACAUUGAACAGCACAUGGAAUGGCACACAAGCCGGCACAUUGAAUGGCACACUGAAUGGCACGGCGAACGGCAUACUGAAUGGCACACUGAUUGGCACACAAGCCGGCACGGCGAAUGGCACACGAGCCAGCACGGUGAAUGGCACAUCAAACAGCACAUUGAACGGCACAUGGAAUGGCACACGAGCCGGCACGGUCAAUGGCACACUGAAUGGCAGGGCGAACGGCACACUGAAUGGCACAUCAAACGGCACAGCAAAUGGCAUAUCAAACGACACACUGAAUGGCACAUCGAACAGCACAUUGAACGGCACAUCGAACAGCAUGUUGAACGGCACAACAAACAGCAUACCGAUUGGCACAUUGAACGGCACAUCGAAUGGCACAUGGAAUGGCACACGAGCUGGCACAGUGAAUGGCACAUCGAACAGCACAUUGAACGGCACAUGGAAUGGCACACCAAAUGGUACGGUGAAUGGCAUGUUGAAUGGUAGACUGAACGGCACAUCAAACAGCACAUCGAACAGCACACCGAUUGGCACACCGAUUGGCACACAGGCCGGCACAUCAAACAGCACAUUGAAUGGCACAUUGAACAGCACAUUGAACGGCACAUGGAAUGGCACACAAGCCGGCACAUUGAAUGGCACACUGAAUGGCACGGCGAACGGCACACUGAAUGGCACAUUGAUUGGCACGUCGAACGGCACACCGGCAUGGCAGCCCCCCAGCCCAUAUUUAUGGGGCCCCGACCCGGGCAUGCAGCGGCCAUGGACCCCCGAGCGAUUCCGGGAGGUGUUGAAGCGGGAGACCCAGGCCCGGCUCGGCCAGGCAUUGAAUAUUCCGGCGUACCGGGACAUUGCCAUUGGCAUCAGCCGGCGGUUCCUGCGGGCAUCCAGCACAUUCACCAGUGACCGCCAGGAUGAAACGGAGCAGGCGGCGGCAUUGGAUGCUGACUGUGAGGACGGCAUGGAUGCGGACCAGUGGAUGGCGCAUAUGACGGAUUUACAGGCGGGCCAUUCAUCGCACGUGGCGGGGAUGGUAUAUGGGCGGCAGCUGAUGGAGCAGGCGGGCACAACAAGCCACCGGCGGGCAAUGUUCCGGCAGUCCAGUGUGGAUUGGCACCAGUUUCUGGGGUUCGGCUGCGGCACGGGGGUUCCAGGAGAUGUCCAUGCCGACAUUGAUGCCGGUGGGCUUCGGGCUGGCUUGGUGGAUGAAGGCAGCUGUCCAAGCCGCCGUCCCGGUCAGGAACAGGUUAGGGCUCGCUUGGUGGAUGAUCCCGGUCAGGAAUGGGUUAGGGCUUGCUUGGUGGAUGAUCCCGGUCAGGAAUGGGUUAGGGCUUGCUUGGUGAAUGAUCCCGGUCAGGAACGGGUUAGGGCUCGCUUGGUGAGUGAUCCCAGUCAGGAAGGGGUUAGGGCUCGCUUGGUGGAUGAAGGCAACCGUCCAAUUCACCAUCCCGGUCAGGAACGGGUUAGGGCUCGCUUGGUGGAUGAAGGUAGCUGUCCAAUUCACCAUCCCGGUCAGGAACGGGUUAGGGCUUGCUUGGUGAAUGAUCCCGGUCAGGAACGGGUUAGGGCUCGCCCCGUGCUUGGGAAACGCAAGCGGGCCCCAUGGCAGGUGGAGGCUGAGGAGCACCACAUGGAGCGGCGCCACCAGCUGCAGACCAUGGACAUGGCCGCUGCGCUGCAGCAGAUGACCGGUCAGGCCGGCAUGCAGUUCCAGGGCAUCCAGGCACCCGCCAUGGCGGCGAUCCAGCAGGGCAAGAGCCCCGUGGUGGCAGUCAUGCCCACCGGCGGUGGGAAAAGCAUGUUAUUCAUGUUGCCCGCGUGGGCCGUCCCCGGGGGCACCACCAUUGUGGUGGUGCCAUUGAUCUCGCUGCGGCAGGAUAUGCAGCAGCGGUGCCGGCGGCUAGGCAUCCCAUGUAUGGCAUGGGACCGGCAGCAGCCAUGUGAUGAAGCAGCCAUUGUGCUGGUCACACCGGAAUCGGCUGUCACCCCCGAUUUCCAUUCAUUCAUCAACCGGUUGGUGGUGAUGCAGCGGCUGGACCGGGUGGUGAUUGAUGAAUGCCAUGUCAUUAUGAACCAGCAGAAGAACUUCCGGUCCGCCAUGGCACAGCUUGGGAAGCUCGUUCGGGCCCGUACACAGAUGGUGUUUUUAACGGCCACAUUGCCCCCGAGAUGGAACCGGAGUUCAGCCAGCGCAUUCACCACCCACAGGAUCAGAUCGAUAUAUAUCGGGCCCGCACGAGCCGCGGCAAUGUGGCAUAUGGGGUGUGGCGGCCACCGAUUCCACACACUGCACCACAUGGAUAUGGAUGGGAGCAGGAUGCCCGGAUUAUUCAGUUCCUGCAGGCGCAGCUCCAGUGGGCCCGGGCCCGGGGGAAGAUGGUGA